Molecule: messenger RNA, 4811 nt
Organism: Larimichthys crocea (large yellow croaker)
Lineage: Eukaryota; Metazoa; Chordata; Actinopteri; Sciaenidae
Gene: arvcfa
Product: ARVCF delta catenin family member a
Exons: 16
Coding region: 1157-3844 (895 amino acids)
Biological process (GO): cell-cell adhesion
Cellular component (GO): cytoplasm; plasma membrane; nucleus
Molecular function (GO): protein binding
Source: RefSeq, a predicted model, not a curated record
AAAGCAAGAAGGACGUGGCCUUCUAUUAGUCACGUGGAACAGUGGGUUUUGUCUCGGUUCAUAUCAGACCACUUCAGCUGAUUUCACACUCCUUUAAAAAUGAUGUAAUGCCUGCCUACAUUGAAAAAGAGCCAGGAGCACACAAAGACAAUGAGUACAUUUUAUGGUGAUGAAAUCUUAAAAACAAACAAACAAACAAACAAACAAACAAACAAAACAGGUUCUGAGCUGCUUGCAGGAUAUUUAUCCCCUGUUUCAAGUAUCUUCUUUGUUUUUUUAUUCCUGUGCUUCUACCAAACCACAGUGAAUCGAGCAGGUGUUGUGUGAAGAUUUGUGGGCAAACAGUGACGGGGUGGUGAAAAUGGGUUUGAUUUGUUUUGUACAGUUUGCAGAACAAAGCUGUUGGUUCAGUACGGAGUGUGUCCCCUCUUGCCUGGUGCUGCAAACAGUGUUUAUGCACCUUCCCACCCCUCGCCCUUUAUUAUGCUGCACAUGGAUGACAUAGGACUGAACCAGUGCGGGCUGCUCUAUGCUCCAGCUGCAUCUGCUUGUGAGCCCACAGGGGAAUGGUGUGUGUGUGUGUGUGUGUGUGUGUGUGUGUGUGUGUUAGUAUAUGUGUGUACUCACUGCCUGUGCACCAAUGCUGCCAGGAAAUAUGGGUAGAGUGCAGGGAUUGCGGGGCUCUGCACUUACCUAAGCCAUUCACAGGCUCAGCAUCACACAGUUGAUUCAGCACCUUGCUAAUAGCGCACACAUUAACUGCAGCACAGAACAGAGGAGGAGUGCAGUAAUGAGAGAGAGAGAGAGAGAGAGAGAGAGAGAGACCGGCUUUUAUUGCCUCUCAGUGUGUGUGUGUGUGUGUGUGGACGUGUGAGGGGGAACGUCUGUGUUGAGCAAAUGUGUGCACGGUGCGUCUAGUGUGUGUUUGUGAGAGUGAGAGAGGGAGGCAGAGAGAGAGAGAGAGAGUGAGGGAAAGAGAGAGGGAGUGAGAGCGGACGUGUGUUAGUGAGAGCUGGGAGGAAGGAUGGCCGCUCAUGUUUGAACUGCCUCAGAUGCUCAAAGGAAGAGUCAAGGCAAAAAUUCAGCAGAGAAACAGACGUCUCACUUGGGGACGCAUCUUGUUCAUCAUUUGUGGGGAAGCAGAAAAGAUUUGGCAAUGCCCGCUGAAGUGAAAGAGGAGCAGAGUUCAGAGGGGCCUCCUCCACUAUCUUUGUCCCAGGAUGCUAAAGAGGCCACGCUGGAUAACCCAUCCACCAAUGACGAACUGGACACGCCCACCUCCAUCGCCUCGAUGAUGACCUCGACCAAUGAGAGCUCCACGGAGACCGACACCCCGCUGCAGACAGACACUGAGGAGUCCAAGGCUGUGGAGCAAGAGGGCGAACAUGCACCCAUUGAAAGCCAAGAAUCCUCAGAGAUACAGCAGGAGAACUUCGAGACAUCAGACACACCUGAUCUCACAUCGACUCCAGAGGUUCAAGAUAACACUCCGACUGAGCAACCGGUUCGUGAAGCAAACAAUGAACCCUCUGAGUCUGUUACACCGACCACAACAACAACAGCACCCCCACAACCUGAGGUGGUACCACAGUCUGGGGAGCCUCAGCCAGUGAAUUCAGACAGGCAGAGCAGAGUGUAUACCCUCCCUGAUAACUACAGAGGCAUCGGGGGUGAAAUAUGUGCAGGAUAUGGAAGCUUGUCCCGUGCCUCCCUCCACAACUACUGGCCUGCCAAGAACUUCCAGCCCGGGGCUCACUACACCACCUUACCCUUCCUCAGGGACAGCUACGCUCCUGCAGGUCUCAGCAGCCAGACAGAGGAGGACGGACUUAGUGAGCGAGGAGAGAACCCCCUGGACAUGAAGACUGACCACCCAGGUGCCACUUACCCAACACUGGGGGGAAUUCAUCAGUUCAGACCAAUUACCACCAUGGAGCUCCUCAGGGAGCCCUCCAGAACCAGAGGUGGCUAUGAUGACGCGUUCAUGGCCCAGCUGGAGGGAAACCUGAAUCCUUUCUUUCAGGCUAUGUGCCGAGCACAGACCCUGCAGUUUCCCCACAAACGCAGCAGCAUGGUCAGCCUCGACAGCAUCCGCAGAGACCCACGCUGGAGAGACCCCAACUUGCAUGAGGUGAUCUCAAUGCUCAGCCACCCAAUGGACCCAGUCAAGUCUAAUGCUGCCGCCUAUUUGCAGCACCUGUGUUACGAGAACGACCGCAUCAAGCAGGAGGUGCGCCAGUUGAACGGGGUGCCAAUGUUGGUGGAAUUACUGGACCACCCUAAACCUGAGGUUCACCGCAAGGCCUGUGGUGCUUUGCGCAACAUAUCCUAUGGAAAAGACCACAACAACAAAAUGGCCAUCAAGAACUGUGACGGUAUCCAAGCUUUAGUCAGGCUCCUGAGGAAGUGUAGCAGCAUGGAGGUCAAAGAGUUAGUCACAGGCACUCUGUGGAACCUCUCCUCACAUGAACCGCUGAAGAUGAUGGUCAUCAACAAUGGGCUUCAAACACUGACCGAUGAGAUCAUCAUCCCACACUCAGGCUGGAGGAAAGAUUCAGUUGACCCCUCCAAACAGAUGAGUGCUGAGUGGACCACCGUUUUCAAGAACACCUCUGGAUGUCUGAGGAACGUCAGCUCAGAUGGGGCGGAGGCUCGACAGAGGUUGAGGGAGUGCGAGGGGCUGGUGGAUGCGCUCCUCCAUGCCCUUCAGUCAGCUGUUGUCAACAAAGACACUGACAAUAAGUCGGUGGAAAAUUGCGUCUGCAUCCUGCGAAACCUGUCCUAUCAUGUCCACAAAGAAAUACCAGGAAUGGAACGAUUUCAGGAACCCCAUGCCAAUCAUCUGAUGAGGUCAGUGGGGCACCAGAAGAAGAAGAAUGAUCCUGAUUGUUUUGGAGGGAAAAGACCCAAAGAGGAGUGGUUCAAUCAAGGUUGGAAAAAUGGAUUUAUGGACAGAAAAUAUGGUACAUUGGACUUACCAAAACGUACAGAACAAAUGAAAGGGUUGGAGCUGCUGUACCAGCCAGAGGUGGUGAGGCUCUACCUCUCUCUUCUCACCUGCAGUCACAACCACAACACCCUGGAGGCAGCUGCGGGAGCGCUGCAGAACCUUGCUGCAGGACAGUGGGCUUGGUCCAGCUACAUCAGGGCCACAGUGCGAAAAGAGAAAGGGCUGCCUAUUCUGGUGGAGCUUCUGCGCUCAGAUGUGGACAAAGUGGUUCGAGCUGUGGCUAUUGCUCUUCGCAACCUGGCGAUGGAUCGAAGGAAUAAAGACCUAAUAGGAAGCUAUGCUUUAAGGGACCUUGUUGGUAACCUGCCUUGUGGACAGCAGCAUCCAGCGAAGAAUCUUGAGGGAGAUACGGUGGUGUCUAUUCUUAACACUAUCCAUGAGAUCAUCACAGACAACCCAGAGAAUGCCAGAGCCCUCAUACAGGGUCAUGCUGUGCAGAAACUGGUGGCCAUCAACAAGUCAAGCCAAUCAGCACGGGAGACCAAAGCAGCUUCCCAUGUCCUCCAGACAAUAUGGGCCUACAAGGACCUGAGAAAUACUCUGAACAAGGCAGGUUGGAACAAGAGCCACUUUAAGCCAACAACUACCGGAGUGACUAAAAAAUCCAAGGGUGGAAAGCAAGGCGGCGAUGACAUCACCUUGCCUCUCAUGGACAAAAACCAAGAUGUAUAUUCCAGCUUAGAGCCAAAUGAUAGGGUUGGAGAUGGAAAAGGGCCUGUUGCAGAGAGAGACGCUCUCCAGGCGACAAGUGAGAGAAAACACUUCAUCAGAGCUGGCAGGCCUGCAGUGGGCCUCAUGGAUAACAAACCUCCACCACUGGACUCCUGGGUGUAAACACGACAACACAGCCAGUCAAGCUGGAAAAAUCCUGUAGAGACACUUUACACUGGUGAAAUACAGAUUUGUGCCAUGGAUCAUUCUUGUACAGAAAGAGAAACACAUUGAAUUAAAAGUAAUUUCCUUUGUUUACAGGAAAUAAUGUGCCAAACACUUACAUGUAUUUAUUACGGAGAAUAUUUGGAAAUAGAUUUGAUGGAUUUUGUCUUUUAGGAUAAUGUACUGUCUAUCUAAAACCCAUGAUGGAUUAUGUAUGACUCCGAAAUAGCCUAAAUAUGCAAGAAUCAAGACUCCAAAGAAUAUAUAACAGAUACAAUUUGAAUUUUACUGCUACACGAGUAUGAGAUCAUUUAUAAUACUUAUAGUUUGUCAAGCUAUUAAGGCCUAAAGUGACAUGUAGAUCUGUUGUUAUCUAUUCCCAUGGAUAAAGAAUGGACUAAAGAAGAUUCUAAUAUAAAAUCAUUUUAAAAAUAUUUUUGGUCCGUGUUUGAGAUAAUUAGGAUUAGGGCUGUCGUUGGCCUCGUCAUCAAAAACAUCCAACUUAUUUGGAAUUCAGUUUAUUCUUGACAAACCUGCCAUCAGACUACUGUGCGGUCAUUAGCAAAUCCUCUCUAUUCCAUUUGUUUUCAUGAUAGGAAAAAUGGGAUUGUAAAUGUGUAACAAAGGACUGUUAAUAUUCUAAAUGAAGGUAUUUAUAUUGUAAUAUUUAUUGUAAUACCCAUCUUAUUAAUUAAAGGUUAUUGAUGUGUAUUAGCUAAUACCAGUAAGUGAUCCUACAUUCAGUACAACUCUGCUUUGCAGUGGUCCUUUUUGCAUUGCGAUGUUGAAUGAAAAAUGAAAAUAAAUGAUGUGCAUAAUUUCUCAUUUUUAUUUGUAUUCUCUCUAUUUUGUAUUCAUCCACUGGCCAGUUAAAUAACCCUGUGCUGAACAGGCUUAAAUUAAAAGAUAAAAUAAACGAUCCCUA